Amoebophrya sp. A25 is the source of this 1860-nucleotide messenger RNA. NCBI's taxonomy places the organism in Eukaryota, Dinophyceae, Syndiniales, Amoebophryaceae. The record is from the annotation of a GenBank genome assembly.
CCAGCGCCGUGCGUAGGGUCUUUUGUUUUAUGAGUUAAUAAGCAAAGCAGGUAGAAGCUCCUUGUAGUUCUUGUUCUCGCCCCUUGGUCCUCGUGUUCGUGAAGUAGAAGACUUAUCAUAAUCAGAGUUAAAUCCCACUGGUUCCACACAGAAAAUGUCUGACAACAACGCCAGCCGCAUGAGCAGCGACCUCAAUGCCGCGUUCGCGGCGUUGUCCGUAGGACAGGGAGCCCAUUGCGCCUACACCCGCGUCAGCAUUCGUACUACAAUUCUACCUCCUAGUUUUAAUGGUCUUGUAGAAAUUCUUCAUCUUUUUUCAGGAGUUGUAUUCUUUCUUGUUCUUCGCACCACCUUUGACUUAAGAAUGAAAAAGCAGCACCUUCACCCUCUAAAUCUAAAGUACGUGUCGGAGCUCGGGAUCCAAAUGUCAUCUCUCACAGAUCCGGGAUCCGUGAAUGGAGUGCCGCCGCCGCCGCCCCCAGCUGAGAAUCUAGAAUCUAGUGCAAACAACGCGGUAAACGCAAACAACAAUAACAACAAUCUCGAUAAUAUCUCUGAGGAGGGUGCCAAUGACGCGAACCAGUUGACUAAGCAGGAUCUUUAUGAAGCUGUGCAGCGUAUCGAGGAUUCUUUCUCGAACAAAGUCGACGAAUGUUCGAAGAAUUGCCGUACUAAGUCUAAAGUUAUAGCGUGUCUGUGUGACUGAGUAUCAGUAUUGAUACGCAUAAGCGCAUGAAGUAAGUAUGAAUAUGAUUUAGCAGCACUACUAAAGCCAAAAACAAGUAUCAGCGCCAACUUUUCAAAAAGUGGCAUGCUAAUCCAUGGUCAUUGUUAGCGCUGUGCUGAGUAAAAUCUUUCAUCUGAUCCACCUUCUCCGUCGCAUCUAGGUACGAUUAUCCGAGGUGCUCUCCAAGCCGCGCUCACAGCUACCCGCUAUGAAGCAAGUAUUUAGAUUUUUAUAAUUGAUUUGGUUUCGAUUUUUUACCAAUCUUGAAGGUAGAAGUAGAUGGUGAUGAAGUAUUCUUCCGUUUAUGAUUAAGAUUAUGAGACGUGGCUAAGGAAAGACGGCGCUAGACCUUACCCAGCCUUCAUUCACCCAGCCCCACCUCUAAUCACGCGAAAAGCGACCCCGCCAGCCGCGUGCUAAGGCUAAGCAGGCUGCGGCUGCGCAGUCGCCAGCACCGUCAGCAGCCCCGUCGGUGGAGCAACCAGCACAGCACAUGCAAAUGAUGUCGCCUUUGGGAUCUGAGAGCUUCGGUGGUUUGGACAUCAACCUGUGCAACAACGGGACACCACGUCCUCGCCCUCUCGUGAGUAUCCUCCAACAGCGACAGCAACAGGCUCAGCUCAUGGGGCCGCACACUCCGAUCGUGGAGAAGGACAAGGAGAACGAUGCUGAGGUGGUCUCGACGUUGGUCUCAGCCUCAGACAAGAACUGCGUGGCCUCCUCCUCCUCCUCUUCCUCCUCCUCGUCCUCCAAGGACAGCAGCAAGCGCAACCAACAGCCAGCAGAGGGCGUGGUCAAAGAGGAGCAGCUGGGUACGUUGUUGUCUACCCAGGUCAAGGAAGAGCCGUCUGAUCACUCUGAUGAUGGUGCCUGCAACUCUUUUCCAAUUUCUUUAUGUUUCCAUUUAUAAUUAUGACUCAGAGAGCAUGCAGGGGUUGGGGAGUAACAAGAUCAGGGGUCUUAUGAUUUUGCUUCACAUUCUGAGGACUCUGAACUGAUCAAUUUCACAGCAACUCAAUCAAUCUCAUAACCAAAUAAAAACCCUCAAUCAAUCUCACAACGAACUACAACUCAUCCCCAUACAGGAGUCGAUAUGGAGCAACAGCGCAAGCGAUCCCGCACGGAGUGAAUAA